UCGAUCCGCCAGGGCUGGCAGACCUACUACGCCAACACCGAGUAUAUAAUUCUGGUGAUUGACAGCACCGAUAGGGAGCGGAUAUCCAUCAGCAAAGAGGAACUGUGGAAGAUGUUAGCGCACGACGACCUCCGGAGGGCCGGUGUCCUCAUCUACGCCAACAAACAGGACGUCAAGGGCUGUAUGACUGCCGCACAGAUAUCCAAAGAGUUGAAUCUGACGGCCAUUAAGAAGCAUAAGUGGCAGAUCCAGGCCUGUUGUGCUCUCACCGGCGAGGGGUAUGUAUGGCCGCGCCUGAAGGGCAGCCGUUUUUAG
Molecule: messenger RNA, 315 nt
Organism: Oppiella nova
Lineage: Eukaryota; Metazoa; Arthropoda; Arachnida; Sarcoptiformes; Oppiidae
Source: the annotation of a GenBank genome assembly